AUGACGGUUAGGAGAGACUACGACAAGGACGGGAGCAACAGGUAUCCUCACCCUGACGCCGAGGAGGACAGCCUCUUCCUGCCGGUAGAGGCUCACGGUGCUGCUUCCCUAUCGCCACCAUCUCAUUCUUUCCGCCCCGAUCACCAUGAGAUAAUAGGUCGUCGACGAUUAGAAGAUAAGGUCGGUCAUAGCGAGGAGCACGAUCUGCCUACUGCCGCCGGUGCUGGGCGUAUUAUUAUAACUACGUCGGCCCCGCUUAGUAGCGGCCAUUCCCAUCGCCUCGAGGAUAAAGAAGAGGGAGGGAGCGGGGAGGUGUUGGGUGAUGAUAAGCAGGAGGAGAGAUUCAUCAGGUGGAUGAAUGAGUCUAAAGGCGCCAUCAUGACCCAUUCGACAGGCGUCGCAAAGGCACAGCAACAACAGCAAGGAGAGGAAGAGGACGGGUUAACCCAUCAACAUCGUUCUAAUAGUAAUAAAGAGGACAAAGAGGAAGACCAUCGGGGGGCCCCAUCAUCAUCAUCGGGUAGACAGGGAGAACACGACGCUUUGUACAGCGAUGGCUUAAGGCGGCUUCGCGAGGCCCUCGAGGCAAAGUAUAACCUCGACAACAUCAGUCAUAUCUCCUAUGCUCUAGCUAUUGAUGUCCACUACACCGCGGCAAGCACGCAUCCAGGUGGAGGAAGAGGUCCUGCAGGAUACUCCAACCUAAAGCGAUCGAUCCGUCACCGGCCCGACGACCUACUGGCGAGCCACGGUCUCGCGACGGCGGCACUCACCAUUCCCUCGACCGAAGCUCAACGUACAGCUCGUCUCAGAGAUAAACAGCAGCGCUUACUAGCUCAGGUGCGAGGACAGCUUACACCCAAAAACCCUAGUGCCUCGACGCCUUUCGCUCGGGAACAGCAGAGAGUCGAGGCGGCCCUACAGGCCAACGAGUUUGCCUUACGGUUCGAGCAGGUAAUUUCCAUCGAUGCUCCACGGCUCAUGCGCCAGCGCCGGAACUUUAACACCAUGCUGCAGCCCAUCUUCCAGCUCAUGCGGCUCUUCCUUAAGGAGAAGCAGCUCUACGCCGGUAUCCUACGACGCUUUCCCCCAGAGAUCUUUCCGGGUAUACUAGUGGCCUUUGCCAAAGUCCUAGAAGCGGCCAUAGCAAAGAUAGAUCGCCAUUUCCGCGAGGGAGGAUCAAAAGGGUUAGGCAUGGCCCUCUCCGAGGGCAUCGUUGCCCUCGAUCAACUAGGCAACUUUUACUUCACCGGCGAUCAAAGACUACCAACCGACACAGCUAACUAUGGUUUGCCGAGCUGGGGGGCCGAUCGAUAG
Fusarium vanettenii 77-13-4 is the source of this 1317-nucleotide messenger RNA. RefSeq lists its product as uncharacterized. NCBI's taxonomy places the organism in Eukaryota, Fungi, Ascomycota, Sordariomycetes, Hypocreales, Nectriaceae. The transcript has 4 exons. Bases 1 to 1317 code for a protein of 438 amino acids. The record is from RefSeq and is a predicted model, not a curated record.